CCCCUUCCGGGCAACGGAGCAAUGAAAUUUCCAAUCGAGACACCAAGAAAACAGGUGAACUGGGAUCCUAAAGUGGCUGUUCCUGCGGCGGCCCCGGCCUGUCAGCCCAAGGGUGCCACUAACGGGCAUUACCCGGCCCCACGGCUCUCCAUCUCCUCCCGAGCCACGGUGGUAGCCAGAAUGGAAGGCGCCUCCCAGGGGGGCCUGCAGACCGUCAUGAAGUGGAAAACGGUGGUGGCCGUCUUUGUGGUGGUGGUGGUCUACCUCGUCACGGGAGGUCUCGUCUUCCGGGCCUUGGAGCAGCCUUUCGAGAGCAGCCAGAAAAACACCAUUGCCCUGGAGAAGGCAGAAUUCCUGCGGGACCAUAUCUGUGUGAGCCCACAGGAGCUGGAGACCCUGAUUCAGCAUGCCCUCGAUGCUGACAAUGCAGGAGUCAGUCCAAUAGGAAACUCUUCCAACAACAGCAGUCACUGGGAUCUUGGAAGUGCCUUUUUCUUUGCUGGAACAGUCAUCACCACCAUCGGGUAUGGGAAUAUUGCUCCAAGCACUGAAGGAGGCAAAAUUUUUUGUAUUUUAUAUGCCAUCUUUGGAAUUCCACUUUUUGGUUUCUUACUGGCUGGAAUUGGAGACCAACUUGGAACCAUCUUUGGGAAAAGCAUUACAAGAGUGGAGAAAGUCUUUCGAAAAAAGCAAGUGAGUCAGACCAAGAUCCGGGUCAUCUCAACCAUCCUGUUCAUCUUGGCCGGCUGCAUUGUUUUCGUGACGAUCCCUGCUGUCAUUUUUAAAUACAUUGAGGGGUGGACAGCCCUGGAGUCCAUCUACUUUGUGGUAGUCACUCUGACCACAGUGGGCUUUGGUGACUUUGUGGCAGGGGGAAACGCUGGAAUCCAUUACCGGGAGUGGUAUAAGCCCUUAGUGUGGUUUUGGAUCCUUGUUGGCCUUGCCUACUUUGCUGCCGUCCUCAGUAUGAUCGGAGAUUGGUUACGGGUUCUAUCCAAAAAGACAAAAGAAGAGGUCGGCGAAAUCAAGGCCCACGCGGCCGAGUGGAAGGCCAACGUGACGGCCGAGUUCCGGGAGACGCGGCGACGGCUCAGCGUGGAGAUCCACGACAAGCUGCAGCGGGCGGCCACCAUCCGCAGCAUGGAGCGCCGGCGCCUGGGCCUGGACCAGAGGGCCCACUCGCUGGACAUGCUCUCCCCGGAGAAGCGCUCCGUCUUCGCGGCCCUGGACACCGGCCACUUCAAGGCCUCGUCCCAGGAGAGCAUCAACAACCGGCCCAACAACCUGCGCCUGAAGGGGUCGGAGCAGCUCAACAAGCAUGGGCAGGGGGCCUCUGAGGACAACAUCAUCAACAAGUUCGGGUCUUCCUCCAGGCUCACCAAGAGGAAAAACAAGGACCUCAGAAAGACCUUACCCGAGGACAUCCAGAAGAUCUACAAGACCUUCCGGAAUUACUCCUUGGACGAAGAGAAGAAGGAGGAGGAGUCCGAAAAGACGUGUAACUCCGACAACUCCAGCACAGCCAUGCUCACUGACUGUAUCCAGCAGCACUCCGAGAUGGAGAACGGCGUGCUACCCACGGACACCAAAGACAGGGAGCUCGAGAACAACGCAUUACUUGAAGACAGAAACUGAACGCCAUGGACUUGGACUGAGCGUUGCGGUAUUUAGGUUUUUUGUUUGUUUGUUUUUAUAUCCACACUGAGACACGUGCCUUAAACAGAUUUCUUGCUAGUCCGAAAUUACAUAGCAUUGAGGGAUAUAUUUCACUGUGCCAUAAAUGACUUGAAAGCUUGCUCUGCCAAAAGGAAUCAAAGAACUUCGCUUCAGACGGUGCCCGCAGGAAACACGCAGGGGGCGUUCGCACACGUAGGUUACCGCUGCCUGUGCAGAGGGGGUGUCUGCGGGGACGGCUGCAGAGCCGUGCAGUGCCGCCCGGGCAUGGCACACAUAAAGGGCAGCUAUUCCUUAGACCAGCCUCCUGCAAGGAAAAGGGGUGUCUUUUCAUGGAGUCUCCUUUCCGGAUCCCACGGUCAGUGACGUGCACAACCAGAAGGGGACCUGACCGGGGGUGAACUGGCCUCUGUAAUUAGGGUUAGAGGUGACAUUUUGGCAAGUGCUCUGAGCUUGAAUUUUGAUACAAACCAUUAAGUGCAGUCCUAGUUUUUCUAAA
Molecule: messenger RNA, 2173 nt
Organism: Choloepus didactylus (southern two-toed sloth)
Lineage: Eukaryota; Metazoa; Chordata; Mammalia; Pilosa; Megalonychidae
Gene: KCNK10
Product: potassium two pore domain channel subfamily K member 10
Exons: 7
Coding region: 22-1635 (537 amino acids)
Biological process (GO): potassium ion transmembrane transport; stabilization of membrane potential
Cellular component (GO): membrane
Molecular function (GO): potassium ion leak channel activity
Source: RefSeq, a predicted model, not a curated record